CCGGAAGUACUCGUGUGUUCGUGCGUCGCACGAAAACCCCUCUUUCGGUUGCGAGUUUACUCUUAUAACGAGAUGAACGCGGAUAUGUAAUUAAUCUCUACGCCGGACAAUUACAUAAUAUUUCCGAGAUGUCUAUGUCUCAUCUUUAUGGUCGGAGAGAGGAGGAGGAUGAAGGGGUGGAGGUGGAGAGCUUUGAGGUGACUGACUGGGAUCUGGCCAAUGAGUUCAACCCAGAGCGCCACAGAUUCAGACAGACUAAAGAGCAGGCCACCUAUGGUAUCUGGGCUGAAAGAGAUUCAGAUGAAGAUGAGAGACCCAGCUUUGGUGGCAAACGAUCUAAAGAUUACACAACUCCGGUGAACUUUGUUAGUGCUGGUUUGCGUAAGUCUGCAGCUGAGGAGAAACAGCAAAAAGAAGAAGGAUCAGAUGAUUCUGAUGAAGAUGCUCCUGCACCACCUCCCCCUCCUCGUGGUGGCGCACCCAAAAAGCUUCAAAUGGGCAAUUUCCGUGGGAAUCAGUCACAGCGGUUUGCAGGUGGUGUGCAGUCUGGACAAGGCAUUGGAAGCUGGGAGAAGCACACAAAGGGAAUUGGACAAAAGCUUCUGCAGAAAAUGGGAUACCAGCCAGGAAAAGGCCUGGGCAAAAAUGCUCAAGGUAUUAUUAACCCCAUUGAGGCCAAGCUUCGUAAAGGAAAGGGUGCGGUGGGUGCAUAUGGCAAUGAGCGAACCCAACAGAGUCUUCAGGACUUUCCUGUAGCUGACUCGGAAGACGAGGAGGAAAAGGAGUUUCGGAAGGAGCUAGGUCAGUGGCGUAAGGAUCCUGCGGGAUCUGGGGCAAAGAAGAAACCCAAGUACUCAUACAGAACUGCAGAUGAACUGAAAGCUAAAGGCAAAAUUGCAGGUCGGAGCACAACAGCAAGUGCAGGAGAGCUGGCACAAGUUAAGGUAAUAGAUAUGACUGGAAGAGAGCAAAAAGUUUACUACAGUUACAGUCAGAUAUCUAACAAGCACAGUGUUCCUGAUGAAACAACACCGAGCAUGUCCACUCGGGAUCAGAAGGGAUCCGGUUUUGGUCUACCUGAGCUGGAGCACAAUCUACAGUUGUUGAUAGAUCUCACAGAACAGGACAUAUUGCAGUCUGCCCGACGUCUGCAGCAUGAAAAGGAUGUAGUUGUGUCUCUUAGCCAUGAGUCAAGAGCAUUGCAGAGCAGACUGGAUACAGAGAAAGAUGCUAUCCAGAGAAUGGAGGCCGUACUUGCGCUGGUGGAGUGUUUUCCUUCUGGCGAGACGGCACCAGGAGAGGGACCCACCUUACAGGAGUGUGCCCGGAUCUUUGACACCUUACAAACUGAUUAUUAUGAAGAAUACAAGACAAUGGGAUUGGGUGACCUGGCUGUGGCUGUUGUUCAUCCUUUGCUUAAAGAGAGACUUUCUUCAUGGGACCCUCUAAAGGACAGCUCUUUUUGUCUGGAAGACAUCGGUCAGUGGAGAGUAGUUCUUGAAUCCAGAGACCUUCACUCCAGUGGCCCAGGUUCUAAUAUGGACCCUUACCACAGACUGUUGUGGGAGGUGUGGAUCCCUGUGAUGCGAUCUUGUGUGUCCGGCUGGCAGCCUCGUAUGGUGGGUCCUAUGGUGGACUGUGUGGAAAUGUGGGCUGCUCUUCUACCACUCUGGAUCUUAGAUCACCUGUUGGAGCAGCUUAUCUUACCUCGACUACAGCGAGAGGUGGAUAGCUGGAACCCUUUAACUGACACAGUCCCAAUCCACUCAUGGAUCCACCCUUGGCUGCCUCUACUCCAGUCACGUUUAGAGCCUCUUUACCCACCAAUAAGGAGCAAACUAUCCAAUGCUUUGCAGCGUUGGCAUCCCAGUGACGCCUCGGCUCGUCUCAUCCUACAGCCAUGGAAAAAUGUCUUCACAGCAGGUGCAUGGGAAGCUUUCAUGGUGAAAAACAUCAUCCCUAAGCUAGCAUUAUGCCUGGAAGAGCUGGUCAUCAACCCUCACCAGCAGCAGAUGGAGCCAUUUCACUGGGUGAUGGACUGGGAGGGCAUGCUGUCUCCCUCCAGCCUGAUGUCCCUGCUGGACAAAAACUUUUUCACAAAAUGGUUGCAGGUUCUGUGUUCAUGGCUGAGCAACAGUCCUAACUAUGAGGAAAUCACUAAAUGGUAUCUUGGUUGGAAAAGCAUGUUUAGUGACGUCUUGUUGGCACAGCCCCUCAUUAAAGAGAAAUUCAAUGAAGCUUUGGACAUCAUGAAUCGGGCAGUGUCUUCAGGAAUGGGUGGAUAUAUGCAACCCGGUGCAAGAGAGAACAUUGCCUAUCUCACACAGACGGAGAGACGGAAGGACUUCCAGUAUGAAGCGUUGCAGGAGCGCAGGGAUGCUGAGACUGUGGCUCAUAGGGGCAUCAGCGCUGGUGUACCAACUAACUUUAAAGAUCUUAUCCAAACUAAGGCAGAGGAGAACAACAUUGUCUUCAUGCCUUUAGUAGCCAAACGACAUGAGGGUAAACAGCUGUACACAUUUGGACGCAUUGUUAUCUACAUAGACAGAGGGGUUGUCUUUGUACAAGGAGAGAAGACUUGGGUGCCCACAUCUUUGCAGAGUUUGAUAGAUAUGGCAAAAUGAGCAUGGGCAGAUUGAAUCUUUGGCCUCCCAAAUGUAAAAAGACAAAACUAGAGCACCGUUUGGUCUUUAUGUAAGUUUCAUUCACUGAUUAUUUGUCAUGUGUCUUUCCAAAUGUACGAAAUGUUAAAUCUGUGAAUAAAUGAUUUUUGAGUUUA
Molecule: messenger RNA, 2779 nt
Organism: Cololabis saira (Pacific saury)
Lineage: Eukaryota; Metazoa; Chordata; Actinopteri; Beloniformes; Belonidae
Gene: tfip11
Product: tuftelin interacting protein 11
Exons: 15
Coding region: 129-2624 (831 amino acids)
Biological process (GO): spliceosomal complex disassembly
Cellular component (GO): U2-type post-mRNA release spliceosomal complex
Molecular function (GO): nucleic acid binding
Source: RefSeq, a predicted model, not a curated record